Molecule: messenger RNA, 2463 nt
Organism: Funneliformis geosporum
Lineage: Eukaryota; Fungi; Glomeromycota; Glomeromycetes; Glomerales; Glomeraceae
Source: the annotation of a GenBank genome assembly
AUGGAUCGCUCACGGGAUGAACGAGGAAAUCGACGAGAUAGUGGUGGUAAAAGAAGAUAUAGAGGCAUGUUAUUCCUUGAAUACUUUACUUUCACUACCUUUGACGAUGAUCGCCGAGGUAGUGGUCGAGAUAAAAGGAAUCGAGAUCGUGGAAGAAGCGGCUAUAUUGAAGUACAAGAACAACCUGUAGAAGAUAGCCCCGAGAAAAGAUUGACAACUCUUUUGAUUAUUUUGGGUGACAAGAUGACACCAAAAGAAAUAACUACAAAUAUCGAAAAGGUUGCCAGUAUAUUAAAUAAUGAAUAUUCGAAACUUGAAACUCACGUCUUGAAAACAAUAAAAAAUUGCUUCAUGGAAUUACCAAUGAAGGCAUAUAUUUAUGGUACCCUUGUUGGUCUUGUGAAUGUCACGCGUCCCGAAGUUGGGGUCAAGGUUGUGAAAAUGACUGCUCAGACUUUACAACAAUGUUUGAAUGAAGGAAAUUGGCGUGGUGCAAAAUUAUCUCUCAAAUUUUUUGGAGAGUUGACAAAUGCAAAUGUUAUAUUACCCAGAACCAUGUUAGAUAUUUAUGACGAAUUAUUAACGGUUCUCGAUGAACAAAAAUUGAAGAUAUCUCGCGCAGACACAAUUGUUUAUAUUGUUUUGGCUUCAUUACCUUAUGUAGCAACUAGACUUCGAGAAAGGUGCCCUGAUGCACUAGAAAACAUGUUGGCGAAAACCGAACGAUAUUUCUAUGCCAGAGAACGAACUAUACUGGAUAUAGACGGAUCAGUUGUUCGAAAAUCUAUUCAACCUUAUGUUGGAUCCAAAGUACCAUAUGAACAACAUGAUAUGUUAGAACUUCUAUGGACCCAAAUUCAAAAUUUGAAGCGGAAUGAUUGGGUGUGUCCAUGCCUUUUGAAACCUUGGUCGGAUUAUGACAGUGUACUCAUAACUGCAGAUCAACAUGAAGUUGAUAAAUUUGUAGUACCAGAACAAUUUGAUGGAAUGAAUAAUUCUCUUCCAACUACAAUGUUCCGAAUUUUCGUUGGUUUUGAUGAUGAGCCUACAAUGAAACAACCUGAUGUAACCGACAUAACAUACCUUGUAAUUAAUGAUGUUAUCGAAGAUAUUGUUGAUGUUAUGGAAGUAAAUCGUAAAGAGUGUGUAAAAUAUCUCAAGGAUCUUCCGUAUUGUUUUGCACCAGAAACUUUUGUCGGUAAAGACACAACUAUUGCUGCAGCGAAAACUGACAUCAAAGAGGAACCAGAAACAAAAAAUACAUCUAGUUUGGAUCCAAAUCUUGCAAAUUACCACCUCGAACAGAUGAUCGUUGAGGCAAUAGGAAUUUUAUUCGAUCGUGUUGAUAUCAUGGAUGUAGAAUGUUGUUAUCGAUUCUGGAAUUGGUUUAGUCAUCAUCUUAGUAAUUUCAGUUUUAUAUGGAAUUGGAAAGAUUGGGAGAGUGCUUUAAAAUUAGAUCCUUUACACCCAAAAGUAUGUUUCUUACGAGAAACGUUCCAAAAGAUGGUACGCUAUAGUUAUUAUGAAAGAAUUAAAUCUACUAUUCCAGAUGAAUUUUCGGCGAUUUUUCCAAUAGAACCAUCCACCAAUUUUAAAUAUGAAGACUCCGCUCAUCCUUUACAUAGUUUGGCUGAGACGUUAUUAGGGAAAAUUCGUAAGAGGGCUUCCAUUGAUGACGUACAAACAUAUUUCAAAGAGAUGUUAUCACCGGCAUUGCCUGUAGAGGAUAAAGAGCAAACUAAGCGCGAUAUAUUUAUUCAAUGUGUGCUUAUGCAAGGAUGUAAGAGCUUCAGUCACGUGCUUAAUGUUAUUGAGAGAUAUUUAUCGAUUCUUCAAUCUUUAAAUGAUACGGCUGAAAAUAAAUUCUUGGGUAUUCUUCUUGAUAAAUUAUUAAAUUACCGAGUCAUUGACGCCAGUUCUAUAAUAACUUGGUUAUUUACAGACGAAAUGGAAAAAGAAGUUUCCAAGUCAUAUAUGUGGGAAAUUAUGAAGAAUACUAUUAAUAAAGUUAUAUCACGAGUCAAGCAAGUUCAAUACAAACUUGAAAGUUUGAUGAAUCCACCAGCAGAUUCUGGGAUCAUUGAUAUCACGAGUGAUUUGGAUAAAAAGGUUAACACUGACGAAUUGCGAAAUAUUGAAAAUACGCUGAAUAACGUUACUAGGGAACAAAAAGAAGUUUUGUUGACCCUGGUUAAUUUAUUUGUUGAGAUGCUUAAUAAUAAAUUGAAAGAAUAUAAUGAACAAGGAGUUCAAGAUCCCAUGUCUAAGCUUUGGUUCUGGUGGGCAUAUGGAUUUUUCAAAGAAAUUGGACGAACUUAUCAACCACAAAUAUCGACAUUUAUAGUGACGUUGGAAACCAUUGUUGUUGUUCCAAAUAUGGAUCCAACUAUUUCAAAUAUAAUUGAUAUGAUUAAAGCAUUUGGACGUGUGAAAGAUGCCACUAUUGUUGAAGAUUUGUCAUAA